Molecule: messenger RNA, 6177 nt
Organism: Mobula hypostoma (lesser devil ray)
Lineage: Eukaryota; Metazoa; Chordata; Chondrichthyes; Myliobatiformes; Myliobatidae
Product: la-related protein 1B-like
Exons: 20
Coding region: 530-3763 (1077 amino acids)
Biological process (GO): mRNA stabilization; positive regulation of translation
Cellular component (GO): cytoplasmic stress granule; cytosol
Molecular function (GO): metal ion binding; RNA cap binding
Source: RefSeq, a predicted model, not a curated record
GCCAUUACCCACCACCCUCGCACAAAAAAAACUGUCGGAUUAACAUGGUGGGUGCAAACUAUGUCUUAAGUUGAGGCAAAUGGAAGCGGGCGGUGGGCCAGAGAUCCGGCGAGUACUGCGAGUGAGCGGACACGGGGAGGAGGACGGCACGGAGUAGUUCCUUGGAGACUGAUCCCGGGCGGUCUCGGAGGGAGGGGUUUCAGGCCGUGAUUCAGAACAACGAGGCGAGUGAGUGGAGGUUGGCGAGGAACCACGUUUGUUGCCCGGGUUCGAAGGGAAGAGCGACUCGUCCUCUAGUCCUCCAUAUUGCUGCCUCUGGCCCCGUGUUCUCCUGCACAUUCCGUUCAAUUUCUUCCGCUCAGUCUUCCUCGCGAGUUGGAUUUCCCCCCCGCAAAAGAGAGACAUGUUUUUCACCCCCUAGAAGCAAUCCCGUAAAUCUCGAGUAAUUUUAAGACGAGUUAUUUGCGAGGGCUGUAGAGGAAAGGGGAACAGCGGUGAACCCGACAUCGGUUCAUCCGUUUGGUGCACGAUGGCCACCGACGUUGAGACACCAAUGCUUCAGUCCACCGAUCACGACCCGCAGCCGGUUGGCAGCAGUAGCGGCGUCAGCUCUCUGUUAGAACCGGCGGACCGCCACAGCUCCGUAUCGUCUGCUUCAGGAGCAGACGAGGACGCCGGUAACGGCCUGCUGGCGAGGUUGGAGCCGCAGACCGCAGGGCGAGAUCGCUCUGGAGAGCGGAGCGGCCCUUUGGAGAUAGCGACCGACGCCGAGAAAGAGAACAAGGAGAACGACCACAACCAGAGGGAGCCGGCAGAUAAAUCGCUGAAGUUCACCGAAGCGCCCCCUCCCAAAAUCAACCCUUGGACGAAGAAGAAAAAUAUGGUCACUGCUAACAGCGUGAACGUCAGCAGUCAGGAGACAGAACCCCAAAGUUCAACCAAAGUAAUCAAGGCAGGCAAGCCCAAGACCAUAAAGAAACCUGGCAAAGCAAGUGACUUCAGUGACAUCACGAACUGGCCUACUCCAGGAGAAAUCGCUAAUAAGGAGCAUCAUAACAUUAUGAACCAAACAAGCAAGAAGCCUCUGAAUAAAAAUAAGAAGAAGGAUAAGACUGAAAAGAAGGACAACAGUGAGAGCAAAGAAAAUAGAGAAACACCUCAAAAUGAUGAGGAGGAAAAAUCAGCCAUUGAUGAUGAAUCCCAGGGAUCUUCACAAAAAGGGAAGAAAGCCAACAAGCAUAAGUGGGUUCCAUUACAUCUAGACGAAGUGAAACAGGAUGGACAAGAAAGGCCUAAUUCACGUAACAGUUUGCGAUCUCAAUCAGAUGCAACACGAUCAGUCCAAAACAACAAAAGAAAUGAUUAUUCCAGAAGUUGGCGCCGAGAUGACAAACGUGAUAGAGACAGAAGAGAUGACGCUGAUGAAGUUGGCAGUGUUAGGAGCGAGGGUGGUGGUAUGCGAGGAAGUUUUAGAGGAAGAGGACGAGGAAGAGGGCGUGGCAGAGGACGUGGUAGAGGAAACUCGCGUAUGAACUAUGAUUAUCCUUAUGGGUACAAGCAAUCAUAUGAGACCUCUGACCAAUAUAUAGCAGAAUACAACACUAAUAUGAUGUACUAUUACGAUGAUGGAAGUGGAGCACAGAUGUAUACAGUGGAUGAAACUUUACUGAAAGAGUACAUAAAACGACAAAUUGAGUAUUACUUCAGUACAGAAAACCUGGAAAGAGACUUUUUUCUGCGGCGAAAGAUGGAUGAACAAGGCUUUCUGCCUAUUUCCCUGAUUGCUAGCUUCCACCGAGUACAGGCACUAACUACUGACGUAAAUCUUAUAUUGGAGGCUUUAAAAGGAAGUACAGAGGUGCAGAUCGUGGACCAGAAGAUGAGGAAAAAAGAGUGUCCUGAAAAAUGGCCAAUUCCAGGACCACCUGUUUCUGAUCUUCCAAGGACUGAUUUUUCCCGUUUAAUCAACUGCCCGGAGUUUAUACCUGGACAGAUGUAUGGCUCUCAAACUGAAUCUGCUCCUAGUUCCCCUAGACUGGGAAGUCCUGUUGAUGUAAAGAAAAAUGUUGAAGCCAGUAACCUUCAGACAAUGUCUAAAGGACUUUCUACAAGUUUGCCUGAUCUGGAAUCAGAUACUUGGAUAGAAGUGAAAAAGAGACACCGUCCAUCACCACUCAAGGAAAGUGUGUCGACCAAACUUCAGCAAACUCACAAACAAGAGCAAGAAGAGCAGGAGGAACUGGACUUUAUGUUUGAUGAAGAAAUGGAACAGAUAGAGGGUCGCAAGAAUACCUUCACUGAUUGGUCAGAUGAUGACUCAGACUAUGAAAUUGAUGAUCAUGAUGUGAACAAGAUCUUGAUUGUGACUCAGACUCCUCCUCAUAUGCGUAAACAUCCAGGUGGUGACCGUACAGGAAAUCAUGUUUCGCGGGCAAAAAUUACAACAGAACUGGCAAAAGCUAUCAACGAUGGAUUGUACUACUACGAACAGGACCUCUGGAUGGAAGAAAAUGGACCAGAAUACUCAGUGAUAAAGCAAGAAAUUGAGAAUUUUAAGAAGGUGAAAGUCAUCAGUAAAGAGCGUUUCGAAUCUUUGGCUCCUGAGCCACCAAUUGAUGCAAACCAGGAGGUGCCUCCUGCACCACCAAAAGCCCAUCAAGAUUAUGCUGAAGAAUUAGCCAACAAGCUGUUUGGUGUUCCAGAGCCACCAGCUUCAAAUCUCGCCCGCUCUCUGCCUACAACUGUACCAGAGUCACCAGUAUGUUCUGCCAGGACACCCAGGACACCGCGUACACCUAGGCUACAAGAUCCUAAUAAAACUCCACGUUUUUAUCCUGUUGUGAAAGAAGGACGGCCAUUGGAUAUUGAGACACCAAGGAAACGAAAGACACGGCAUAGUUCAAAUCCUCCACUUGAAUGCCAUAUUGGUUGGGUUAUGGAUUCUAAAGAACACAGACCACGGACGUCAUCUGUUAGUAGCUCAAAUGCCAGUCCUUCAGAAGGCACACCAUUUGUUGGAAGUUAUGGCUGCACACCCAACUCACUGCCUAAGUUCCAGCAUCCAUCACAUGAGCUUUUGAGAGAGAAUGGCUUCACCCAACAAGUUUACCAUAAGUAUCGUCGGAGAUGUUUAAAUGAGAGGAAGCGAUUAGGAAUUGGGCAGUCCCAGGAAAUGAACACGCUAUUCCGUUUCUGGUCCUUUUUCCUCAGAGAUCACUUCAACAGGAAAAUGUAUGAAGAAUUUAAGCAGCUGUCUCUUGAGGAUGCAAAAGACAAUUACAGGUAUGGUUUGGAGUGCCUGUUUAGAUUCUACAGCUAUGGUCUAGAGAAAAGAUUCCGAUAUGACAUAUUCAAAGACUUCCAGGAAGAAACAAUAAAAGACUAUGAAGCAGGUCAGCUUUAUGGAUUGGAAAAAUUCUGGGCUUUUCUCAAGUACACACAAACUAAGCAUUUACCAAUUGACCACAAACUGCAAGAGUACCUUAGCAAUUUCAAGCGGCUUGAGGACUUCAGAGUUGAUCCUCCAUUUGGUGAUGAGGUUGGUCGAAAGCGACGUUCUUCUGGAACUGAUGAGAGUGGUCGCAGAAGACAUCUAUCAAACUCUUCAAGUAAAUCAGUAAAUGCUGCUAAGCCUUUACUCACCAGUCAGCCUCAGGUCUCAACAAACCCUUCCAAGUGGGAUGCAUCUUCUGGGAAAUCUGAGAAUGGGAGCCAGAGUACUGCUGCCAUGACUACCACUAAUCUUGAAAUGCCUGAGAAAUAGACUUUCUGUGUCACAUCUCCCUGCUUGUACAAAUCACAUCAGUAUUUUAAGCUCAAGGACCUUGUUCAGUUUUUUCAGACUGCCUCAAUGAAAAAAAACUUGAAAAUAUUCAUUUUACUUUCAGUUUUGGGGGGUGGGGAAACCGACUAAGUCCGUUUUUUUUUGAGCUUUCAGCAAGCUGUUUUGAGGGAGGGGAGCCCGUUCUCAAAAUUUGUUACUCCUCUCAUUUUUGAUUUCCAAGAUGACCUUGAGCUACUGUUUACAGAAACGCAUUCCUGCAAAUAUGCAAAAAUUACACAUUUGAAUUUUGGGAUGCCUUACAUUUCAAUGAGGAUUUCUCAUACUUCUUAAAGAAGAAAAUUUUAUUUUUUAGUCCAUUACCAUAGUGCUUUUGCAGCCAGUUCCUCCUAUAAUUAUUAUUAAUUAUAUAUGCCUAUAUCAAAGUACAAAUUUAUUGCUGGGAUGUAUACAAUUGAACUUAGGUAGAUAGAAAAAAACACUCUGGAAAUUAAGCUUGCAUCCAAGAUGAUAUGACCAGGGCUGCAACAUAAUUUAAUAACUUAAUUAACAGUGUUGAAAAUGGUUGUGCAUCAUCCUGGAUGCAGUGUGUUCUAGUUUUGAAGCAGUUGGUUACAUAGUUAUUGACAAUUUAGCGGAGAUUGUUACAAAUGAUUCAUAUAGACAGAAUUGUUUGGGCUUGAAUGAAAGCAGCACUAAGGAAUAUGCGGCUUUUUAAAAAUGGUCUUUGAAUCACUAAUAUCUUGCACUGCUUAAAAUACCUACUGCAUCUUGAUACGCAGGUCAAGAUAAAAUUGCAGAUUCUCAUUUCAGGAGGUACUAUGUGGCGUGGGAGAGGUGGUGUGGUUUUGUUUCAUCACUUUAUGCUUAUAGUGUGCUUUCAGUGAAGCACUACAAUUGAUUUGUAAUUUUCUAAUCCUAUUCUAUUGUUGUAAAAUGUUCAAAUUUUUGUGGAAAAUUUACAAAAAACAAGUGCUCAUUUACUGAAGUGAUUUUGUUUAAUUUUGCUCUUAAGAAUUAUUAAGACAGUGUCAUUAUUUUAAAUUAUACUUAGCAAGAUGGUUGUGGGCUGCUGGUUUGUUUUGAAAGGUAUUCACGUCUGUGAAAAUUACUGGAAAAUCUUCAAAAUCUGACACAUGUAUUUUAAAUGUACGCUAUUAGGAAUAGUUUCCUAAUGCAUCCAGUGAAAACAAUCUAUUGGUCUUCCUAUCUGUUCAAACUUGAAUAUAGGAAAAUCUGAGCAGUACUUUGAUUUACUGCUGGUAAUCAGAGGGCUAGAAUGAACAGUAGCAGUGUGGAAUCCACAUAAUUACCAUUUAUAAAUAUGCUACAGCUGUACAUGUUUUAAUUUACUGAAAUAACACACACAUACCUUAAUGUAUAAUCUAGGCUUAAACCCAGCUGAAUGGAGUAAUUGUAAAAUACUUAGGUGAAAGAUUGUAUAUACCAUUCAAAGUAAUCAGUUUAGAAUAUUUACCUAAUUUUUUCAUCUAAUGAAAUAAGUGUGCACAUCUAGCAUUAGCGUGUGUAAUUGUGGCAAUCUUCCCAACUUUUAUAAAAAUGCAUAUAAAAACAAACAAAAUGAAUCAGAAAAUAUAACUGGUUGCACUGUGAUUCUUUGGAGAUUUGUUUCAAUGAGGAAACUUGGCAAUGCCUAAGUUUUGCCAAUGAAAACAUGGCUAAGUUUUAAAAAUGUAAAAUGCAUAUACCACUUUCCUUUGAAUGUAUUGCUUUCACAUUUUAUUGUUUUAACAUCCCUGCCCCUUUUUAAAAUCUUGCCUUUUGAAUUAAAAGCUACAGCAAGUGAUUUUUUUUGUGUGUGCCAAAGCUCCUCAAGCCAGACGCUGGUGGGUGGAAAAUGUAACUGUGCCUUGGUUUCUGAUUUUUGCCUUCUGAUGAGGAAUUAUCUGUGUUUUACUGCUGUACUAACGAAAUUAGCAUGUUGAGUUUCUAUAACCCUUUUGCCUUCCUAGUCACUGUUGCAGUCAGGUAAAUGAACAGCAACACACUAUGAAUGGUAUGUAUUCACAGAAAUCUCAACACUUUCAUAAGUGGCCAUCUUUCAUAAGUCUACAGGUUUGGGUAACAAUCAGGUUUAAUUGAUGUGUGUAUUUUUUUUAAAUUUCCUGACAUCACAUUAACUAUGUCAUUCUACAUUUAUGUGUGAAGACUUGAAGUGAAAAUGCAUGCAGUAUGGCAAAAAUAUUCUGGAUCUUUUAAUAGUUUUGAUUUAGCUCACGGAGAACAAAUAUAUCAAAUAAGUAUGUAGCACAUUAAGCGAUUAACCUAACAACUUGCUACAUUUUACAUAUAUUAGAGCAUCACUUGUACAUAUAACAAAUGACUUGAACAUGUAUAUACAAAUCUUUACCUGCUGUUUUUGUGUAAUUCAUUUU